Ectocarpus sp. CCAP 1310/34 is the source of this 210-nucleotide messenger RNA. Lineage: Eukaryota; Phaeophyceae; Ectocarpales; Ectocarpaceae. The record is from the annotation of a GenBank genome assembly.
AUGGUUAUCGUGAUUUAUGUGGAUGACAUUUUGGUGGCUGGGUUUGACGAGGAUUGCGAGGAGUUGCUUGCUUCUCUCAACAAGAAGUUCCCCACCAAAAAUCUGGGAGGAUGCGAAUGGUUUGACGGGUGUGCCAUCGCGAGAGAUGUAGAGGCUGCGACUCUUAAAAUCUCGUAAACCGCGUACAUCGACAGCAUGGUGAAUCGCUUU